AUGAGCCGCGAGGAUCGAAUAAAAAGUGAGCCAAGAGGUGAAGAAUCAGGAAGAAUAGACGCGAGAAAUAUGUCGUAAUGCCUCCUUGAAUCGACGACCUUCUCCUCCCGCCUGCAAAGACUGCUCAUGUACAACGGAAAACCCCCGGAUCGAUACUGCUGUCGAAAUCUACCUGAGCUGUUCCAUCGAUGGCGCUGCAAUUGGCGGAUGGCCUGCCUGACUGUGCCAUUCCGUGUCUGACGCAGGCCGUCAACAUCACGACAUGCGCCGUUACCAACUUGACGACAACAUGUCUGUGCCAGGAUAAGCCCGCCGUCGAGGCCUUCCGCGUCUGUAUACGUGCGGUGUGUGACCUGGAGCAGUCUUUACUUGCCAAGAAUGUAACAUGGACAAAGUGCGGGUAUCCAUAUCACCACCAGUCGGGGUCGAUAGCCGGCAAAGUCUCGCUGGUGAUCAUCACCACCGUCUUCGUUUUGGCGAGGACGCUCUCCAAGUUUCUGAGGCUGUCGACGUGGGGGCCGGACGACUUCGCGUUGUUUUUAGGAUAUUUAUUUUCCCUCUCUUUUGCCAUUUCCAAGUUUCAAGGAUAUCAACUAGGCAUCGGUCGAGAUAUAUGGACACUCUCCUACGACGAGAUAACCCGCUUCAUGCAAGUCUUCUUCGCCUUCGAAGUAAUCUACACCCUCUCCAUCUCCGCCCUCAAAGCCUCCAUCCUCUUCUUCUACAUCCGCGUCUUCAGCAUGGUCAGCCGCACCUUCAGCCUCGUCCUCUGGCUCACCCAGACCUUCAACUUCCUGUUCUGCCUCGCCUUCACCGUCGCGAACCUGAACCAGUGCCGCCCCUUCAGCAACGCCUGGGAGGGCUGGGACGGCCGCCACCCGGGGUACUGUAUUAACGUGUAUGCCAUGUUCAUCGCGCACGCCGCCAUAAAUAUUGCGCUCGAUGUGUGGAUGCUGGGGUUGCCUGUUACGCAGGUGCUGUGGUUGAAUUUGAGAAAGAGGCAAAAGGUGGAGAUUGUGGUCAUGUUUUCGUUGGGUGUUGUCAUCACAAUCGUUAGCGCAAUACGUCUAAAAGUCCUCCUAAGCCUCGAAGGCUUCCAAGAUCCAACCUACGACGCCUUCUACCUCCACAUGUGGUCCUACAUCGAACUCUCCGUCGGCAUAAUCGUCGCAUGCCUCCCCUCAACCCGCCAAGUCUGGCGCCACCUCGUCCCCAAACUCCUCCGUCUCGUCGGGCUGGGAAGCCCCAAACACCACCACAACCACCACCACGGCCACGAAAGGCCGGGUGAUUCGGCAAAGAAGCUUCGCGAUAUUUUGUUUAUGAGCACGAACACAGGAGGUGGUGGAGGAGAAGAGGGAGGAGAGGAGGAGCAUUCGUCGUCGUCGGCGGAACCUUCGAGUCCGAGUGGGUCGUCUACUCGGCGUCAGGAGGUACACUGUAAUUUGUAGUAUAUACCCCCUUUGUAUAGUAUUCUUUUUUCUCUUCCCAAUAGACUGGACUCUCAAAGAUACCUCAUGUCUGAGACUGGCCACAAUAGAG
Colletotrichum scovillei is the source of this 1542-nucleotide messenger RNA. RefSeq names its product CFEM domain-containing protein. Lineage: Eukaryota; Fungi; Ascomycota; Sordariomycetes; Glomerellales; Glomerellaceae. Bases 189 to 1451 code for a protein of 420 amino acids. The record is from RefSeq and is a predicted model, not a curated record. The transcript has 8 exons.